Messenger RNA from Drosophila eugracilis, 1956 nucleotides. RefSeq lists its product as uncharacterized. The record is from RefSeq and is a predicted model, not a curated record. Lineage: Eukaryota; Metazoa; Arthropoda; Insecta; Diptera; Drosophilidae.
AGUGCUCAUAUUUUCUUAAACUAUAUGUAUAAAUACAAAAUUAAAAUAAUAUAAGUCUGAGAUUUCAAAUACAGUUUCAAACAAUACAUUUUGUAUACUAAUAAUAUGUAAGUGUUUUUUUAAAGCUUUAAUGGAGCCUUAACUCAAUAUCUUUCUAUCUGCGCAUGCCUUAUUUUGUUACUUCCUUAAAAUAACAUAUAUACAAAUAUGUAUGAAAUCUAAGAUGAUAACCAAUCAUCACAUAGUUAUACAAUUUUUCAAAUGGGAAAUGAAAAUUAUUGAAAAUUGCAUCAUUUUAAAUUUUUUUAAGUCUUAGGUUAUAAGUAAUUAACUUUUACGAAAUUGCAUUCAUCAAGUCAUCAUUAAUAAUAGUUGGCAAGGAACUGGAAGACAAGGUAAAUUAAUGAUUUGUAAUUAUUUAAGUUGUUAUAAGAGGUCCCUCGAAUAAAGAUUUGUAACCACUAGCUACACUUUUAUUGUAUGUAUCCAUUUAAGUUAUUUUUAAAAUACGGUAUUUUUCAGCAGGAUGAGAUCUGACUUGUGGAUUUUCUUUAAGACAUGGCAUCAAAAGUGCAUUCGUUUUUUUUGUUCUUGGACGAAGAAAUGCCCCUUUCAUAAAAUGCAUAUUUGCAUAAUUGGAAAAUGCCAAAAAUGCCGGAAAAAGGAUAUCCACGUAUUCAAACAUAUAUUAAUCCGAUGCACUUAACAGAGGCGAUAAUAUAUUUGGAACAUUCAGAAUUUUAAAAUAACAACGGGAAAAUGCAUUGCAGCCGCAUAUUGAUUAAGUAUAUACAAUUAGAUGUAUUGGUAAUAUUGGCAACUGUCAGGGCUGGAAAUGCAAACUAUCUUAGCGCUCGCAGUCGGGAAAGAAAUUUAAAUAAUAAUAACGGAAUAAAAAAUGAAGAAUCUUCACAUAUCCUAAGUUCCGGUGGUGUAAGGACAGUAGGAGAAGUCUUUGUGCCAAAAACAUUUUCACUUAACUCACAGGAGCCAACAUGUGAACAACUUCGAGCCAUGUGGAUUUUUUCAAAAAGACAAUCCCGAGCCGCAGAAAUCACGAAUGAAAUACCAACGUAUCGGGAUCCUUUUACUUAUAAUGUUUGGGAACCUCUUUUAUUAAACUCAAGAAUAUUGGGAUCACUAAGAAUGAGCGCUAGAGAAAGAGCCAGGUCGCCCGUCUUUGGUCGUGUUGUAAGCCGAGAGCCAAAUACACCACAACGCAUUCCACUUGAACACCAUCAAAGAUUGGCUGAAGUUGGAUUAAAUGCUCCCGGUUCAAGUCAAUCUCGUUAUUAUGGAGCUGAAACUCGGCCACAAAACGGAGGUUCUUCUUCAUCACGUAGAUCAAGUAAACAUCGAUAUAUGGGAGUCCCAAAUGGUGGUACUGGAACUAAUACAAAAGAAAAUAAAGAUUCUGUGGCUAUACAAGGCAGUUUUCAAAGACUUAAAGAACUAAUCUGGACUGAGCGAGCUAAGGAAUUAACAGAGCAACGUAGAGACGAGGAGUUGGCAGCACGUGCUGCUGCACUUAAAGAAAUUACUAAUGGAAAAAACAUACUUGCGAAUUAUUAUCCGCAAUCCGGUAGCUUUCCUGAUUCGAUAUUAAUGGACGAAAAUCGAAGUCCUGACGGAAAUAGUUACCAAUAUAGUGACGAUAAUCGCAUCUCAAUAUUAAAUGAACAAGGUGAUAAAAGUAAUAAAAAUGGAUAUAAAACCAGCGUCAGAGCAACCACGCGCCGAAUCGGCAAUUCCCCUGCUUACAAUAAAAAGGAAAUUCAAGCUAAUAAAGAACUUAAAGGACUUUUUCCCGGAAGUAAUCGAUCUGCACGAAUUAAGAUUCCAGCAACUGAUCUGUUUUCAAGCGAUUCUUUUGAAAAAGAUGUUUCUGUUAUUGGUAUUCCAAGGCAUACCCAAUUCGAAAAUCACACUUCAGAGAGCGAAAUCGAUCAUUUCUAA